Molecule: messenger RNA, 4866 nt
Organism: Myxocyprinus asiaticus (Chinese sucker)
Lineage: Eukaryota; Metazoa; Chordata; Actinopteri; Cypriniformes; Catostomidae
Product: glypican-1-like
Exons: 10
Coding region: 292-1956 (554 amino acids)
Biological process (GO): cell migration; regulation of protein localization to membrane; negative regulation of fibroblast growth factor receptor signaling pathway
Cellular component (GO): plasma membrane; cell surface; extracellular region
Molecular function (GO): fibroblast growth factor binding
Source: RefSeq, a predicted model, not a curated record
CGCACGGCAGCCACACUGAGUUCAUAUCAUUUCUAAUGGGACUGUGUUUACUGUCCACACUACAGUAAUAUUAAGGAUAUUAUUAGUUAUUAUUAAUCGUGCGUGUAAAGACAUGAGCACCAGAAACAGAUCCCCACCUGACUGAUCAAUAACCAAACAUCAUUCAUAAGGACCUCUAGCUAUACACCUGGACGGGUGCGAAGGCUGAGGGGAAAACAUAAGAAGCACAGUAGAGCAUCAGUGGACUUUACUGAGUUGCCCGUCAUCAGUCAAUAGCUGGAUCCGGACACAAUGGAUCUUACACCGGUCGCGCUUCUCGUGUCCCUCAUCUCCGUGUCUCUGUCUGCGGAUAACGCGGGCGGUAAAGCGCGGAGCUGCGCGGACGUGCGCCUCUUCUACAGCGGGAAAGGGUUCACGUUAAACGGUGUCCCGCAAUCUGAGAUAUCAGGGGAACAUCUUCGAAUCUGUCCUCAGGGCUACACCUGCUGCACCAGUGCCAUGGAGGAGACACUGUCGAACCUGAGCCGCCGGGAGUUUGAGGGUCUGGUCAGGGAAGCCGGACGUUCCAUACAGGCCUCGCUCAAUGCCCAGUACAGAACAUUUGACACAUACUUCCUGGAACUUCUAAAUGGCUCUGAACGGUGGCUGGAGGAGGCUUUCGUGGCAGCUCUGGGGGAUCUGUACCGGCCUAACGCGGGAGUGUUUCGCGAUCUCUAUGCUGACCUGCGGCGGUAUUACAGUGGUGCCGCCCUAAACCUCGAGGAGGUUUUGGACGAGUUCUGGAUGAGGCUCUUGGAGCGUCUUUUGAAGGUGUCCGACCCUGAGACCGCCUCCCUGCUCUCUGACGACUUCCUGGAGUGUGCCUCCAAGCAGACAGAGACCUUGCGUCCUUUUGGUGAUGCUCCACGUGAACUGAAGGCCAAGCUGGUGCGGGCUUUCAUUGCCGCUCGGGCGUUUGUCCAAGGCCUUAAUGUGGCGGGAGAGAUUGUACGGAAGGUGUCUCAGGUUCCUCUGAGUCCGGAGUGUAAUCAUGCCAUUAUGAAGCUGGUGUACUGCCCGCAUUGUCGAAGCCUUGGUUCAGUCAAACCUUGCAUUAACUACUGCAAGAACGUCAUGAAGGGCUGCCUGGCCAAUCAAGCUGACCUAGACACUGAAUGGCAGAGCCUUUUAGAAACCAUGCUACAGGUGGCCUCCAGUUUUGGUGCCGAGCCCAGUAUGGACACGGUGAUCUAUUCCAUUCCUGUGAGAAUUUCAGAGGCUGUUCUCACCAUGCAGGAGAAUAUGGAGAUCUAUACAAGCAAGGUUUUUAAGGCUUGUGGGGACCGUGGUGAGGAAGGCACACCGAGCUCAGUAUCUGAUGAGUCAAAAAAGAAAGCAAACACAGUAACAGCCCUUGAAUAUAAACCCAGCCCCAAAGCUGCAGCCAGACUGGAGGUACAGGUCACAGAUGUGUCCAGUAAACUGAAGGAAAUGCAGUUGUACUGGAUCCAGCUCCCCUCCGCUCUCUGCAGUGGAAAAACAGCAUCUACGGCCAACAGUGACAAAUGUUGGAAUGGCAUGACCAAAGCUAGUUACCUCCCAGAGGUCAUGGGCGAUGGGCUAGCCAAUCAGAUUAAUAACCCAGAGGUGGAUAUUGACAUCACCAAGCCAGACAGGACUAUACGUCAACAGAUUAUGCUGCUGAAGAUCAUGUCUAAUCGCCUGAAAAAUGCCCUCAAUGGCAACGAUGUGGAUUUUCAAGACACAAGUGAUGAUUUCAGUGGCUCGGGAAGUGGUAUGUGUGCGGACCACCUUUGCGUCCAUGGUAGGCCACCAGUCUUUGGGCCGAAAACUGACAGGCCCAAACUCUACGCCUAUGGCCCUGAAAACAAAAAAGUCAAAGGCUAUGGCAACCAGAUUCAGCCUUCUGUCAUCUUACUGGUAGUGUUACUUGCAAGUCUACUGCUGAGACGGUAAUGGAGACACAGUACCGCUAAAUCAAACUUUGGGAUCUGGGUCAGAAAAUUUGGAUAGGGUGGAGACAGAACACGGAAUGUUAUAAAUAAAAGGAUUAGAAAAAAUGAGAAAUGGUGAGCUAUUAAAAUUGCCAAAAGAAAAAAUAAAACCAUGUGAGUGAAUGGACAUUUUACUUCCUCUGGAAUAAAACAGAGGCAUGAAAAUAGCUGGAAAUGGAAUUUUGUUUUUUGUGUUUUUGUUAUGUUUUGUAAUACACAUCAGAUUUUAAGUGCUGACUUGUUGCAUCAAUUGACGUCUUGUUUUUUUUUUUUACCUUUGAAUGUAAAAAGAUGAACUGGAGAGGAAGAAUUCUGGUUUAAAUUCACAAUAUGAGGAUUUCAGCCACCUAAUCGACUUACAUUUAUCUGCUCAUAAAGUCACUCAGACACCAACUACACCAAGUGGUUUAUGUCACCAUACUUGAGUUAUGCAAGGUCAUUUUUGCACAGUUGUCCAUUUUGUCUAAAAUAUUUCAUAGACGACCAUAGUUACGUAAGACUAAAGGAUUAAGGGGCCGUUCACACAAAACACAUUUUUGCAUCCAUCUGCUGUUUGUCUAGGUAAACAUAUGUCUAAGUUUUGUCUAAAUAACAUUUUGUCUAAGUAACAUAACCGGUGUGACGUCUUUGAUCUUGCAGAUUUUAACAUCUCACGCAGGAGCAGCACUUUUUUAGAAGCUGUGUCAAGCUAAAAGUACCUCAACUGUCAAAAACCUGUAUUGAGAUACCUGCAUUAUAUUUGUUGCGUCUAGCAUUUUUUAGCACAAGAACGUCUAGUGUUUUUUAGAGCAAGAAUGUCUAGUGCUUUUUAAAGCAAGAACGUCUACCAUUUUUUACCGCAAGAACACCUAGCGUUUUUAGCGCAAGAACUUCUAACAUUUUUUCACUGCAAGAAUGUCUAGCCUUUUUAGAGCAAAAACGUUUAGCAUUUUUUUGUGCAAUAACGCAUUCGGUCUCAACGGCCCCCAAGUCUGUUCUGUUUUACAUUACAAAAAUAUAUGAGCUUUGGCGUGAACAUGAACUGUAAUAUACUGAGUAUCUAAGAAAUUAUGUGACAACAAAAAUGGUGGUUUCUUUAACUGUGAUUCAUCAUUAAAGAUUUAGACAGUGAAUUUACAUACUGAAUGUCUGCUACAAAUUUGUACGAUAGCAAGCUACAUUAAUGGGUAAAGGUUGUGAAAACUGUAAAGAAUUUUCCAGGUUAUAUUUUACCGAAAAAUCAAAAGGAAAAUAAGACAUUAUAUUUUGCAUAAAGAAAAUAAUGUCACAAUACAAAAAUCAUUAUGGUCCUACAAAUAGGCUUCAUUUUCUUUGUACAAAAUAUAACUAAUGUAAAGUGUUGGGUAAGUAACUCAAAAAAAAGUAAUCCGCUACAAAUUAUUUCUCUAAAAUUGUACUCAGAUAACUUUGCUGAUUACUUCCUGCCAAAAGUAAUCACAUUACUAAUUACUUUACUUUUAAGCUACUUUCUAAAAUACUUUUUCACAGAAGUUUUUUGUUUUUCUGUCAACAAAUUCAAACAUCAAUAUUUCCUCCUUGUUCACUGUUGUCGCACACAAGUUAUAUAUACCCUUACGUUUCACCCAUACAAUGACUCGUUACUAUCAUUGUUAUUUGCUAUCACAAAAACGCAAAUGUAUUCUGUUCAACAUGUAUUCUACAUGUUAUUUUAGAAAGAUAUGUAACCCAAGUAAUGUACUUAAAAGUAAUUAACUUAAAGUCAGUAACAGUAAUCUGAUUACAAGAAUUUGAAAUGUGUGACACUAAUUUUAAAAUACAGUAACUAAUUACUUUGUAAUAAGAUUACAUCCAAAACUCCAUUCAUAACUAAAUAUGAGUAUGUUUUCUAUUGAUUUGGGGGUAAAAUAUGACUUAGUAAGAGGACACAAUCAUCUACCUUUAGAUGUUCUUGUUUAAAAUUGUAAAUGUACAACAAUGAAUGACAGGAAGAAAGCUAUGUACAAAAUACUUUUGCAAACCAUUAACUUGCAUUUAGGAACUGUUGGCUGCAUUAUUGCUCAGAGCAGCAAAUAAUUAUACUUGGAAUGUCACUUUUUGGAACUCAAUUUGUAUGAGUAUGUUCAGUACACAUGGCAUACUUAUGAGUUAAACAGAAGCAUGUGUCAGCCUUGGAUGAAUUGAUUUGCCUUUAAUGGAAUUUUUAUUAUUAGCCAAAGCACACGGGAAGCAGUCAUUUACAGACUGUACCAUUUUAAAAUAAACAACUGUCACUUUCAUGAAAUAAACUUGUGAGGCAUUUCACGAUUUCUAUUCCAGAGUAAUGUGAUUUGGACAAACAUGAAAAAACAUUCCUAUAAAAUGACUUGGACAAAAUGUUAAUAUCAGCAUCUAUUGUCUAACUGUUGCAUUUAAAGAUGUGAAACAAGAUCAAAAUGUUCUUCAUCUUUUGUCAACUUCUGAGCAUCUUCCAAUGUUUGAUUAACAGAUGACCCUUCCUUUUAUGAUACACGAUUGCUGUUGAAUACAUAAGGACCUGGUUUUGUCAGAUAGGUACGAUAUGUGAAGCAAAAAUGUAAAAAGUUGUGGAAUGUAAACCAAGAACAUGAGAUGUAGUGUACGGUCUCUGUCACAGAAAGGUUCGUUUUUGUACUUGGUUGUCCGAUAUAAAUCAAAAGCACAUUGUUACUCUUAGUCGAACGCAUGACUCAUCGAAUGGACAUUGAGAAGGGCUCAAACUUAACCUUAAUGUGUUCCAUAUAUCAGUGACAAAUUGAGCACACUCUCAUUUGAGCAUAUUUGAGGGAUGCAGAGAUGUGUGUAUUGGGAAAUUACAUUUGUUAUAUUUCAGCACUUGCAUUUUGAUUUGAGGUAUGAAUGUAAAUUUGGUCUGUUUUACGUAAAUAAACAUGCA